UUGUACCAAAACACAAACUCAUCAGCUUUCUUUCUAUCCAUCUCCUUUAGUAACACUCCUCCAUUGUUAUAGGCUUACUUUGCUUUGAGAUUUACAGAGUGAAAACUAAGAAAAUGGCAGCAGUGUUCAAGUUGGUAUGUGUUCUUCUUGCUUUCAUGGUUGUGUCUGCACCAUAUGCAGCUGAAGGUGCACUAACAUGUGGCCAGGUAGCUAGCAAGAUGACACCAUGUCUUGGCUUCUUAUUGGGUAAUCCUAUGUCACCUGGUUGUUGCCCAGGAGUCAAGGGUCUUCUUGCCAUGGCUAAAAGCACUCCUGACCGUCAAGCUGCUUGCAAUUGCUUGAAGGGUGCGGCCAAGUCUAUGUCUGGUAUUAAUAUGGCUAAGGCUGCUGCACUCCCCAAACAAUGUGGAGUUAACAUCCCUUACCAAAUCAGCCCUGCCACUGAUUGCGCCAAGGUUAAGUAAAUUAUCCCAUUGGAGGAUAUGCCAGCAUGUAGGAUUCGAAGAAUGAAGAAUAAGAUGGAUGUCUGGGUGAUGAAGUAGUAGAAGUCUCAAGGGUGUUUUAUGGCAACACUUAUGGCGAUCGAGCUUUGUUAGCUUUAGCAUCCCCUACUGUUGUUUUUGUGAUGUUGUUGUUAUUGCUUUUAGUAGUGUAGAAGUAGCAGUUGCUGUUGAGUUUAGCAUAUCAUCAUGUAAUCAGAUGAAAUCAUGAUUAUUUAACUUAUGUUAAUUUCAGCCUCCUACUUUCAAUCAAUGAAAAUGCUAAGUUUUUAUGUUA
This is a messenger RNA of Papaver somniferum (opium poppy), 777 nucleotides long. RefSeq names its product non-specific lipid-transfer protein-like. The coding region runs from base 114 to 464 and encodes 116 amino acids. Gene Ontology annotation, molecular function: lipid binding. The record is from RefSeq and is a predicted model, not a curated record. Gene Ontology annotation, cellular component: membrane. Gene Ontology annotation, biological process: lipid transport. The transcript has 2 exons. NCBI's taxonomy places the organism in Eukaryota, Viridiplantae, Streptophyta, Magnoliopsida, Ranunculales, Papaveraceae.